UAGGAUGUAUUACCUUAGGUUAAGCUGUAUUUAGCUCCUUUUGGUUAGGUUAGGGUGAGCUAGGUUAGGUUGAGCUAGGCUUCGGCUUGAUGUCCAUAGGGAAUGGAAAGGAUGGGGGAGGUGUAAUGGGGUUUAGUUAGGUAUCAAAAUCAGUGAGCGAAUCAUCCUGUGUACGAUGUGACUUAUAUCCCUUGUUAAUUACAAAAAAAAAACAGCCACAAGAAACUAAAUACUGUAUACUGUGUUCAAUAGAUGUCCCAAAUGGCUGUUACAUACGAAAACAACAACAACCCGGAAGCCAUACAAUGGGAUAAAUAGUUUAGUUUAGUUCAUUUAUUAUGCACCCCAUACCCAUCUUGUGGGCGGUAGUGGAAAGGGUUACAGAGGCACAUAAUGGGUUCAGGGACUGAACCCCACAAUUCAUUUAGCUAAGCAAGUUACAAUCUUGAUGAGCUAGUUACAAAAUUCAAUAUAAAUCGUCACAUCAACAAUGGGAUAGCGUAGAGGGGAAGGCGCCCCCCUCCCCGCCCCCCACACCAACAUUCCAGGCCGGGCCGCCUGUGGUCAACUGUCCCGCGGGUGGACGUUCUCUCUCCUCAACAUAUUAACCAUUAAACACCGCUUUUCUUCAUGAUCUGAAUAUAUAUACGUGUAAUAUGGCUUCAGAUAAGCGUGUAUUCAGUCUAGAAGGUCCUCAUGGCCCAGGGGGUGUGUUCUUCACAUGGCAGAAGGCUUCAGGAGGAUAUUUGGCUUCUACCGGUUACAACCAGGUUGUCAACAUCUAUGACCGCCAUGGUGUUCUUCGCGAGCAGAUGCACUUGCCAGGUGUGUGCUCAGGAUUUGGAUGGGACAAAGAUGGGGCACUCUUAUCAAUCAUCAAUGAUAGAUCUCCUCUUGUCCAUGUCUGGGAUGCUAACUCAGGACGAGUACAGCAUCUGGACUCUGGGCUCCGCGACACGUUAACAUUUUUAGCAUGGUCACGUACAGCUCCUCUUUUGGCUGUAGGCACUGCCAAGGGCAACCUUAUGAUCUACAACCAUCAAACAUCAAGACGCAUUCCUGUAGUGGGCAAACAUAGCCGAAAAAUUCAGAGUGGCUGUUGGUCCUCUGGGAAUCUCUUAGCCCUAGGAGGAGAAGACAAAAUUCUUACCAUCAGCAGCAGUGAAGGGGAUACACUUCGUACCACGCCUCUGCGGGGUGAACCUUCUGAUAUACAGUUUUCAGAAAUGAAGCAGGAUGAGAGAGCUAUGGCUGAAAAUACGGUGAGCCUUGUUGUUGCCAAGAAAACUCUCUUCCUAUACAAUCUUAAUGAUCCUGAAAAUCCCAUUGAGCUGGCUUUUCAGAGCCGAUAUGGCAACAUUGUCUCCUAUAAGUGGUAUGGUGAUGGCUAUAUCUUGUUAGGCUUCUCUGCUGGUUACUUUGUAGUUAUCUCCACUCAUAUGAAGGAGAUAGGACAAGAAUUAUUUCAAGCUAAAAAUCACAGAGAUGUUCUCAAUGAUAUUGCCAUAUCCACCACUCUCAGCAAAGCAGCAUCUUGUGGAGACAAUGUCAUCAAGAUACAUGAACUCUCAGACUUGAAGGAGACAUAUGCUAUUAUAACUCUGGAUGACGAACGAGGACUGGAGUGGUUGGAAUGGUCAGAUGAUGGCCAGUUGCUCGCUGUGGCCACACCCUCAGGAAACAUUCACGUGUACCUGACCAAACUGCCCAUCCUGGGAGGUGCUCAUGGCUCAAGAGUUGCCUACCUUACAUCGCUACUAGAAGUGACAGUAACUAAUAUUAUAGAAAAGGAGCAUCCAUUGACUGUAAGUGUGGAUGUUGAGCCAAAUUUCUUGGGUGUGGGUCCAUUUCAUCUGGUGGUGGGGAUGAACAAUCGGGCUUGGAUAUACACCCUUGGAGAGGAUUCUGCAAUGCUGCUUAGAGAUCGCGAGUAUUUAGGGACCAUCACAUCUGUUAGAGUGAAUGCUGACUAUGCUUCAGUCUUGUAUGAGGGCAAGAUACAGUUUCAUUUGUUAGAGGGGGAGACAGGAGAGGAUGAAGAGAGAGAGUCAAGACUGUUCCCUAGUCCAGACCAAGCAGACAUGAACAUCACAGACCAUGCCGUCACUGCAGACUUCCUCAUAUACUCUACUGAUACUGGUGGGUUGUAUUUCUUCUUUAUCGAAGACUGGCAGACAGUGAGUGAUUAUCGGCAUACAAAUGGUGUCAACAAUAUCUAUGCUGAGCCAUCUGGUCGCCGUCUGGUAUUUGUUGAUUCUAAAGGCGAAGGUUAUGUAUACAAUCCGGUGAAUGAUGAUGUCUUGGAGAUUCCCGAGUUCCCAGGCUCGUGCAAAGGCUGUCUUUGGGAGAAUUCUCCAAGUGAUCGACAUGUGUUUGCGCUGUUUGAUGAGAAACAACUCUACACCUACAUUUUUCAUCAGGAGCAUAUUAAAGGUCACCAUGUUGAACUUAUCGGCACUACAAAGAUUCCACCCAGCCAGGUACCACUCCUUCUUUAUAAUGGAGAGAUAACCCUUCAAACUGCCUCUGGUAAAACUGCUCCACUUAUUCUUUCCUCCCAUGAAAUGGAAGCCAACAUUCAUGACUACUCACAUGAACAACGAAGAUUAGCACUAAAAAAAUGUAUAGCUCUCAGAAGGUUCAAAGAUGCCAGUGCUAUCUGUCAAGUACUUAAUAGUAAGCAGGAUUGGGAAUUCCUGGGAAAAGCUUGUAUGUGGUGUAUGAACCUUGAAUUAGGUAUGCGUGUGUACCGUCAGCUGGGAGAUGUGGGAAUGGUGUGGUCUUUACAAAACUUAGUAGAUCAUGAGGAUCCGCUGCUGCUUGGUGGCCACUUGGCAAUGUACCUCAGUGAUUUCAAUUUGGCUCAGGACUUGUACCUGAGAUCUAGUAUGCCAGUUGCUGCUCUAGAAAUGCGACGAGAUUUGCUACACUGGGACCAGGCACUUCACCUUGCUAAGAAGUUGGCUCCUGACCAGAUACCUUACAUAUCAAGGGAAUAUGCUCAGCAACUGGAAUUCACAGGAGACUACCCUGGUGCCCUUACCCACUAUGAACGAGGAGUGGUCAACACUGGAGGGUCUGAGGAACAUAAUGCAGCAUGUAAAGCUGGUAUUGCUCGUACAGCCAUUCGCUGUGGUGACAUCAGGCGAGGUGUUAACAUAGCUGCAGAGAUGAACAACCGCAUGCUCAAAAGGGAAUGUGCAGAGAUAUUAGAGAACAAAAAGCAAUAUGCAGAGGCUGCUGUGCUGUAUGAGAGUGGCAACUUCCAUGAGAAAGCUGCAGCUCUCUACAUUCGCCUUAAGAACUGGAAUAAAGUUGGACAGCUCUUAGUUAAUAUAAAUUCUCCAAAAAUGCAUCUUCAGUAUGCAAAGGCUAAGGAAGCUGAUGGUCAGUAUCGAGAGGCAGCUACUUACUACGAGUCGGCAAGAGACUAUGAAUCUGUGAUACGUCUUCUUUUACAUAACCUCCAUUCCCCAGAAGAGGCUGUCAGGAUUGUUCGUGAAACCAAAAGUGUAGAAGGAGCAAAAAUGGUUGCCAAGUUCUUCCAGAAGUUAAAUGACUACAAUUCAGCUAUUCAGUUCCUUGUUCUCUCCAAAUGUAUGGAUGAGGCAUUUCAACUGGCACGAACACAUGGAAAAAUGGAAUUGUACGCUGAAAUUCUUGGUUCUGAUGCUACUCCAGAAGACUAUAAAAGUGUUGCAUUGCACUUUGAAAAUGAGCGAAAUCACUUCCUUUCUGGAAAAUUCUAUUACUUAGCUGGUAUUUAUCCUAAAGCAGUCAAACAUUUAAUACGAGCUUCACAAGGCUCAGGGGCUGAGGAUUUGGAGAGCAUACAGUUGGCAAUUGAUGUUGUUGCAGCAGCAAAUGAUGACGGUCUGACUCGGCAGCUAAUUGACUUCUUGAUGGGUGAACUUGAUGGCAUUCCAAAAGAUGCUAAGUAUCUGUUCCGGCUUUACAUGGCCAAAAGUCAGUAUCGUGAGGCAGCCAAAACUGCCAUUAUUAUUGCAAGGGAGGAACAGAAUGCAGGCAACUAUCGUCAUGCUCAUGAUAUGCUUUUGGGUAUGUAUGGGGAACUGCAGCAUCAGAAGUUGAAAAUUCCAGCAGACAUGAGUUCAUCUCUCUUGCUGCUUCAUUCCUAUACAUUAGCCAGAUUGCAUGUGAAACGUGGCGACCACCUUAAAGCUGCAAGGAUGCUUAUCAGAGUUGCUCAGAACAUAUCAAAGUUUCCAGCACACAUGGUGCCCAUCUUAACAUCCACUGUGAUUGAAUGCCAACGUUCUGGACUUAAAAAUUCUUCCUUUAACUUUGCUGCUACGUUAAUGCGUCCAGAAACACGUAAUCAAAUUGAUGAAAAGUACAAGAAAAAAAUUGAAGCCAUUGUUCGUAAGCCACAGAAGACCGAAGACGAGGAGCCUACAUCCCCCUGUCCAUUUUGUGCAUCGCCAGUUGCGGAAACCACUUUAGAAUGUGGCCAGUGUCAAAAUUCACUACCAUAUUGCAUUGCAACUGGUCGGCACAUUCUCCCUGAUGACGUUACCGUGUGUUCAUCAUGCAAGUUUCCAGCCAUUAGAUCUGAGUUAAUAAAGAUUGCUGAGGAUGGUGAGGAUUGUCCCAUGUGCAGCACAGCUUUGGAAGUUGAUAAACUUUCCGUCAUUACAAACUGGAAAGCUAUCGUACUAAAUCCAGAUGCACAAGAAUAAAUACAGUACAAUAUUCCCUCUUGCAAAGCAACAAUAGUGAUUGAACAGUGGAUCAUGUAUGACUUGCCACAUUGUUGCUAAGGAAAUUAGUGUAAUUACCUACCACACUUGGACCAUUGAGGCUCCUAAUUGUUACCUAAUUAAUUAAAGUGUUAUGUUAUAUGGAUGCUAGUCACUAUGUAUCAGGGUUUACAGUAAGUUUAAUACCAGUAUUGCUACACAUUUGUUCUCUUUUGUACCACUAUGUACUUUUCACGUUUGAAACUUAUGUUUAACAAUAAUACUAAUAUUAAAGCUAGUAUUAGUAUUUAAUACUAAUAUUAAAGCUAGUAUAAUAUUAAUGUUAAAUCGGCAAGUAAUAUUUAACAUUACAGUAUUGUAUUAGUACUGUAUUAGGUAUAUUCUGUAGGAAGGAUGGAUUACCUACAAUUUUGCAUAUAUUUUUUUUACAAAUUUCCUUGUUUUUAGACUACAGCUGAAGAAUACCUCUUCAUAUUUACAUGAACCAGGGCUGGACUCAGGACCAGGCAGACUGGACAGUUGUCUAAGAGUCUCUAUAAUACAAUUUUGAUGAAAGCCUCUAAUAAACUGCUGUGAAACAUUUUAUGAAUUGCAGUAUUAACAAGGCAUAUAUAUUCUGAACUAAACUUAUUAUUAGUAUUAUAAACAAUACAAGUGUGUGUGUUGCUGUGAAUCCAAAUUAUAGUAGGUAGGGAGGAGUAAGAUCUAUUGUGAUAGUAUUACUAGUCAAUCACAGUAUAUUUUCUGGAGGAGCCCCAUUAGAGGCUUUCUGAAGCUAUCAUGCUAAGAUUGCUCCUUGCUACUAGGUCACAUCUGUAAUGGGAAUUCAGUUUGGCUUACCAGGGACCAGAGCCAUAACCUGACCCCUUCACAGAGGUCCAGAGAGGAAGUGACAUUCCAUCACUCCACCAAGAAAGCAUCCAGAAACUCGGCAAAGCUUUACAGACAGUGGCAAGGUUCAUAGGAACUGAAGCCUUGAAAACUGCCAAACAACUCCCCCAAACAAUUGAAAUGAAACAAUUGAACUAGCUCGAACCUGUUAAUACCAACAUCUGCCAUUGGGGGGGGGGGGGGUUCAGAGCCCCUGGCCUUCCCCAACUCGCCCAAGUCAGUUCUGUUGCCGACAUGAUGUUAACACCACUAUUGUACUACUCCUGGGUCACCUUGUGUUGUGGUGGAUUUCCCUGCUUCUAAGCUAUGUGCUGGCCAUCCUCUGGACCUCAUUCUGUAGGGAAAACAUUUGCUUGAGUAUCAUUCCUUUUUAGCAUUUGCUUUAUAUGCGUGUUUUAUUUUUGGUUUCUUGUGUAGACUUUGCUUGUUUUGCACUUUGAGCAGUAUGCAUUCAGGGUAGUUUUCCCUGGAGACUCACUAGUAAUGCCCCUGUAGUAACAGUGUUACAUCUCUGGUGUGUUUUGAAGUUUUCCCUUUUGAGGCCAUACUACCGGGGUGGAGUGCCUUACCUUGGGUAAUUCAAGGGUCUUUGGAGUUUCAUGUCUGUGUUUGUUUCCUGGCAUCAGUGCUGUUCCUUCAUGGAUGUAGUAUGGUGUAAGAGUUUCCAGCUGUGUGCCAUACCCUGAGGUGGAUUUCAGCUUUCUACAGGUCCUGUGCUCUGGCUUCUUUCUGACUACUCCCUGGUGGUUCAUUGUCUAAACCAAAAGCUUUGGUCUUCCUUCUUUGCAGCUGGACCCUACAUGUAGUCUGGCUCCUUGAUGGCAGGCUCCUCCUUAGUUUCUGGCAUUUCUUGCUCGUAGAUUGGCCUUGCAACAUACAUUGUCUGUUCAACCUUCUGCUUGGCUCUUUACAUCUGAGGAUUCUGAUGUUUCUCCCGCGUUUAUAUGGAGAGCAGGUGUCUGGGUGGUUGGUGUCCUAUCUGUGUCUGUCCAAACAGCACCCAGAAAAGGCAGGCAAAGUUCAGGCUCCCACACAACCACUCAAUCAAUCGGCAAGUGACCUGAGACCAAUCUAACACCAGACAGCAAUGAAACUGCAGGUGGAGCAAAGCUGCCGGAGGCAGGGAAAGAGACACUAACUUAAGAGUUUAAAAUGAGACCCAGCAAAAUCCAAACCUGUGAUGACACCAACUGGGAUUUCUGCCAGUUCACCAGGAACCCAAACCCAGCAAGCUGGAAAACAACCAGAUUUCUGGCCAUUAGACAUGUGGACCAGCUGAAAGCCCACACCAGCCAGUCGUCGAGGUAAGCCAACAUACAAACUCUUAACAAAUGCAGCUGGGCCACAACAACCUACACUAGUCUGGUAAAUACAUGGAAGCCAGGUUCAAGCUGAAGGAAAGACCUUUGAAUUGAUAAGCAUGACACCCUAUGACUAAGCCUUUACAGUCCCUGAACCCUGAAUGAAUAGGGAAAGGUUAUUACGCAUCCCCAAGGUCCAAGGACAGUCCAUCCCCUGCCUGUAAUAGCAGGCAAACCUGGGCCAAAUUGGUCAUGCAGAAAGUCUGGCAGUGGAUGUCCGACUUUCAUCAUGACCAUUUGGAUCAUCAUGAGCAAUUCACAUCCAAGAGAUCAAGUAUGUACCAGAGGUCCGCAGAAUCUCACUUUGGGACCAGGAACAACCAGGACACCUACUGAAGGGAUAAGUUAUCUGUAGACACAAUCAAUGCUCCUUUCUGUCAAGUUAGGGGGACUAAUCAUCCUAUAGAUUUGUCUUCUAAAAUGAACUUUACUGUCUCUACUCUUCAGACACCAUCUUGUUGAAUCAGCUCUGAUACAUAUGUCCAACAUUAACCUUAGUUGCGGUUGACUCUUCCUUUUCACAGUACAUACUUAAAUGCUCCAACCUUCUUAACAAACGUGAUCUGGCUAAGCUUUGUCCCUAUGAGGCUCUCAUUUCUCUCUCUCGUUCAUUACUAGAUUUUUUCUCUUUACCAUUAGGCAUCUUGCAGUUUUCUUUUCUUUCAUUUUUACUUUUCUAUUUUUCUAACUUUUUCUAAUUGCUGUUUUCUUCCCUCACUUCUAACCUUUCCUUUACUUUACCCAAUUCUCUUUAUUCUUACCUUUUCUCCUAUUCAUUCUUUUCAUAUUAUUCCUACCUUUCAUCCUAAUUUUUCCUUCAUCUUAUUCUUACCUUUCAUUCAUCCACUAUCUUCCCUCAUAUUAUCUCUUCCACUUUUUUCCCAUUACACAGCUUGAUAAUGGUCCAAGAUGAAUCAAAAUGUCAUUGUUUCUUCAUUUUUGAUUUGUUGUUUGGAUCUCAUAUGUACUUGAGUCAUUAAUUGAAAAUUCACAUUUGUGUUCUUGUUAUAACAAAUAUAAACUUGUAAAUACAUGCCUUCUAUAGAUAUUAUAAACAUAAAACAAUUUUCAGCCAUGUUGACUUCUAAUGUCAGUUUUAAUUUUGUUCUAUAUUUUUAUUAAGGCUUGUUUAUUUUUAAUCAACCAAGUACUGUACAGUACUGUAUUUCUAAAAUGCGUGUGUGAAGCUGCAUCACAGUUGAUAUACAGGUGUAUGUAUACAAUGGGCUACUGUGUGAGUGAAUAUACAAAAUAAAUUUUUAGCCUUCAGCCCAUUUGUUAGAAUUUUAAGAACUAAUUAUGUUUUAUAUUUUUGUAUAGAUGAAGUGUUACUUUUUCUUGAAUAUUAUAAGGAUGGUCUUAAAAAUUACUUCAUAUAUUAUGAUGCAAAUGUCCUGUAAUAUUAUAAAAAAUUGCAUAAAUGUU
Messenger RNA from Procambarus clarkii (red swamp crayfish), 8398 nucleotides. RefSeq names its product intraflagellar transport protein Oseg6 (gene Oseg6). Gene Ontology annotation, molecular function: protein binding. Gene Ontology annotation, cellular component: cilium; intraciliary transport particle A. Lineage: Eukaryota; Metazoa; Arthropoda; Malacostraca; Decapoda; Cambaridae. Gene Ontology annotation, biological process: cilium assembly; intraciliary retrograde transport. The record is from RefSeq and is a predicted model, not a curated record.